UUUGUACUUUACUACUAUCAAAUUUCUCCCACUAACCUCACGCCAAAGCGUAUGUAAAUGGUUUAGUUCACUGAUUCACUCCUACUUCUCAAUUCUCAUACAUCGAUAAGUUUUUGUUGUUGCUUUCGAUGGACGACACUUUCGAUCCUGUUCUAAUACAAGCCAUUUUCAAGCUCGUAUGGAGUAGAACAGCCCAUGCUCGUGAGAGAAACGAAGGCACCGAGGCUUUGGAAAAUGAGGUGCAGGCAGGAGCUGGAACAUCAAAGAAAAAUAGGCCUACCUCAGCUAAUACAAGUGCCCUGAAGCUGAGCUGUGAACUUCUCCGAGUUUUUGUCACAGAGGCUGUUCAACGUGCUGCUACUAUUGCUGAGGCAGAAGGUGUUGGUAAAAUAGAAGCUACUCAUCUGGAAAGGAUUCUGCCACAAUUACUUCUAGAUUUUUAAGAAUUGCAGCUUUGGUCAACUAUGAUAUUGUGAAGGGCUAAACAAGAAUGCCUACUACAACUUCUUCAGAGUAGACAUGGAGCACGGCCAUGUUGGCGUCUCUGUGGUGGUGUGACUGGUGUCAUAUUCGUAGGCAUGAAACACACCUAAUGCUUUUUAAAAUUUCCUUUACUUUCCUGGUGAUGUUAAUUAUCAAGAUAUUUAUCUCCUGUUAUUUAUCUGGAUGUUCAUUCGGUUGGCCGGGUUAGUUGAGUGUAGCAGAUUAAAAUUUUUCUGUGAUGAAACAGUUUCUAUAUAUCUUAUUUUGGCCA
Cornus florida is the source of this 754-nucleotide messenger RNA. RefSeq names its product protein MHF2 homolog. Lineage: Eukaryota; Viridiplantae; Streptophyta; Magnoliopsida; Cornales; Cornaceae. Gene Ontology annotation, biological process: kinetochore assembly; resolution of meiotic recombination intermediates; DNA repair. The coding region runs from base 129 to 443 and encodes 104 amino acids. The record is from RefSeq and is a predicted model, not a curated record. The transcript has 7 exons. Gene Ontology annotation, cellular component: Fanconi anaemia nuclear complex; FANCM-MHF complex.